Orbicella faveolata is the source of this 952-nucleotide messenger RNA. RefSeq names its product 3'-5' exoribonuclease HELZ2-like. NCBI's taxonomy places the organism in Eukaryota, Metazoa, Cnidaria, Anthozoa, Scleractinia, Merulinidae. Gene Ontology annotation, molecular function: ATP hydrolysis activity; protein binding; RNA nuclease activity. The record is from RefSeq and is a predicted model, not a curated record.
AUCUGCUGAGUUUCCGAACUGAAUAAAAAGUCAGCAAUAACCAGCCGAAAACAAUAAAUUUCUUCAGUUUUCUUUGUAUUGUUUCCUCUUGAGCUACUUGGAUAUUGCUAUACGUCGGUUAAAACCAGCAAAACAUGCAGAUGAGAACUGUAGACUUUGGCGAUGGAAGUUCCAUUAUCUUGAACUGGAAUAAAUAGAUAUGUAUUGUUCACACUCCCACCUAUGUUUUCAGAUGGGCCCAGAAGUUUACUCGCAUUAUGCACGAGACUGGGGUCUUCAAAGAUCGCUCCCUGAGAGGCUGUUUGAUCAUUACUGCGAGAAAAUGCCCUCGGGUGACAGCGUGAUGUUCUUGACAGAAAAUUAUCGGAGUCAUCCCGACAUCCUGCAAUUUCCCUCUUAUAAUUUCUACGGAGAAGAGUUGAUUGCCCGCAGUGAACAGGCCUCCCACCCAAGGUUUGGGCCUCUGUUAUUCUUUUCAGUCCAUGGAGUUGAGGAAGCGAGAGAAAACUCUUACAUAAAUGCAGCAGAAGUUGAAGAAAUUGUGAAGAGGGUCGAGUUGCUAGCCGAUGACUGGCCAAUGGAGUGGAACAGAAGAGAUCUGUCUCAGAUUGGCGUCAUAUCCGCUUACAAGACUCAGGUUCGGGCUAUUCGAACACAACUCAGAAGCAAGGGACUACAAAAUGUAACAGUGGAAAGCAUCCACAACGUGCAAGGAAAAGAAUUUCGUGCAUUAUUCAUCAGCACUGUCCGCACAUCUCUAACUUGCCACAGCUUUGACAGACGUCAAAGUGAAUCUCAGUCACUCUACUGGGAAUUCUUGUCAGACCCNUUUUUCCUCGUUGCUAAACUGAAAGAUUUAUUGUCGUCUGUGCAGUGGAUGUCUUCGCUGUCCACUGCGGAUGCGCAGCAAUACGGUGGUCGUUUUCGCUCAAUUUCAUUACAAAAAUUAUGA